Nerophis ophidion (straightnose pipefish) is the source of this 5071-nucleotide messenger RNA. It is a transcript of the gene colq, whose product is annotated as collagen-like tail subunit (single strand of homotrimer) of asymmetric acetylcholinesterase. The record is from RefSeq and is a predicted model, not a curated record. NCBI's taxonomy places the organism in Eukaryota, Metazoa, Chordata, Actinopteri, Syngnathiformes, Syngnathidae. The transcript has 17 exons. The coding region runs from base 2624 to 3991 and encodes 455 amino acids.
UGUAUAAUUUGUAAAUAAAAUCAGAAUACAAAGAUAUGGAAAUCCUUUUCAACUUUUAUUCAGAUGAAUAGACUGCAAAGACAAGAUAUUUAAUUUUCGAACUAAGAAAUUUAAUUUUUUUUUUCAAAUAAUCAUUAACUUAAAAUUUAAUGGCAGCAACACAUUGCAAAAAAGUUGACACCUUGCUGGAUGUACAGCUUAAGUUGUUCAAUGGUCCGGGGUAUUUGUUGUGGUAUUUUAGGUUUCAUAUUUUGCCACACACUUUCAAUGGGAGACAGGUCUGGACUACAGGCAAUCUAGUACCCACACUCUUUUACUAAGAAGCCAGGCUAUUGUAACACGUGGCUUGGCAUUGUCUUGCUUUAAUAAGCAGGGGCGUCCAUGAUAACGUUGCUUGGAUGGCAACAUAUGUUGCUCCAAAACCUGUAUCCACCUUUCAGCAUUAAUGGUGCUUUCACAGAUGUGUAAGUUACCCAUGCCUUGGGCACUAGUACACCCCCAUACCUUCACAGAUGUUGACUUUUGAACUUUGUACCUAUAACAAUCCGGAUUGUUCUUUUCCUCUUUGGUCCAGAGGACACGACGUCCACAGUUUCCAAAAACAAUUUGAAAUGUGGACUCGUCAGACCACAGAACACUUUUUACACUUUGCAUCAGUCCAUCUUGGAUGAUCCCGGGCCCAAGCCAAGACAGCAGCAUUUCUGGGUGUUGUUGAUAAAUGGCUUUCGCUUUGCAUAAUAGAGUUUAACUGGCACGACAAACUGUAGUUACUAACAGUGGUUUUCUGAAGUGUUCCUGAGCCCAUGUGGUGAUAUCCUUUUACACACUGAUGUUGGUUUUUGAUGCAGUAGCGCCUGAGGGAUCAAAUGUCAGUAAUAUCAUCGCUUACGUGCAGUGAUUUCUCCAGAUUCUCUGAACCUUUUGAUAAUAUUAUGGACCGUAGAUGGUGAAAUCCCUAAAUGCCUUGAUAACUCGUUGUGAAAUGUUGUUCUAAACUGUUCGACAAUUUGUGCAUGCAUUUGUUCACAAAGCGAUCACCCUUGCCCCAUCCUUGUUUGUGAAUGACUGAGCAUUUCAUGGGAGCUGCUUCUAUACCCAAUCAUGGCACCCACCUGUUCCCAAUUAGCCUGUUCACCUGUGGGAUGUUCCAAAUAAAUGUUUGAUGAGCAUUCCUCAUUUUUGUCACUCCUUUUUACCACUUGUGCCAGCUUUUUUGAAACAUGUUGCAGGCAUCAGAUUCCAAAUGAGCUAAUAUUUGCAAAUAACAAAGGUUUCCAGUUUGAACGUUAAGUAUCUUGUCUUUGCAGUCUAUUCAAUUGAAUAUAGGUUAAAAAGGAUUCGCAAAUCAUUGUAUUCUUUUUUUAUUUACGAAUUACACAACGUGCCAACGUCACUGGUUUUGGGGGUUUGUACAAGCAGUUACGAAAGCAAAAUAUUUGCUGCCAAGCGGAGAUCCACACAUGCAGGACACCUUCACAAGCCCUUUGAGUGUGCAUUAACGCCUCCAUUGAUUGAUUAUUACUUUUAUUAGUAGAUUGCACAGUUCAGUACACAUUCCGUACAAUUGACCACUAAAUGUUAACACCAGAAUACGUUUUUCAACUUGUUUAAGUCAGUGUCCACGUUAAUCAAUUGAUAAAAGGCGAGGUGUGGAAGCGUGCAGAGUACUUCUACAUGCAUGCAGCCCAACCAUAACUUCCAUUAAUAAUGGGGAGGACACUGGAGACACCUUUCCUUCCUAGUGAAAGUUCAGCCCAGCGGCAAAUUGCGGAUGGUGACUCGUUUUUUUAAUGGGCCCUUGGAAGAUUACAGACUAAUAAAUACUGCAAAAAUGGGAAAAAAGAACAAUUGUAAAGCACAAAGCUGAAAAGUUGAUACUAACAAUAACUCCGUUUUUUUUUGUCUUUUUUGGCAUAUAAUGGGCCAUUGUGCAAGGUAUUUGAUGUCAUCAAACUCCCCAACUUACCACCACAAAUAGAUUGGCAGUUUAAUUGUAUUUAACUACACAACCAGUUCAACUCUUUUGUUUGUAUAUGACUUGUAACAAUAACCAAUAUGAUUCAUGCCCAAACAUACAGAUGUUUCUAUUAAGAGAGAGUAUGUUUAACCAGAAGUAUAUACUGCUCUCACAUCCCCCUAAAGAGCUUUUGUGGAAAAGCAUAUAAUUUACAGUAUUUUGGCAAUAAAACCAAAAUAAAUGCCAUGGAGCAAAAUGAUAAUACAGUAAGGAAAAUAGUCUCUUAGAAUGCUACUAAUGUAAUUAAAUCCGUAUAAGAUGUCCUGAUUUCAAUGUGUUGUAUUAAGAUAAACUGUCAAAUUAGUCAAAAUGUUAAACCGCCCCUGAGAGGAGAGUGGAAACAACAAAGGCACCCCCUGCAGUAGUAGAGAUCUAACAGUGGCACCCAAAAGCAGCUGGUAUGCUGCCUCCUGUAAUUUUAGCGCACACUGAUGCGGAGGAAAGAUUUAAUGGGCACUGGCGGACAUGCCCCCUCGCGAGUGCGUAAGGAUACAGAGCAGGGAGGCAGAGAGGGAAGACGGGAGGUGAGACGCAGAGAGGAAGAAGGCACUGAGGAGCGAGUGAGAGGGCUGCUUUUGCUCCACAAAUAAAGUCAAGAAAGCAUCUAUGAACAACAGCAUGACUCCUCCAGCACAUGGACUCAUUUAUCUGGUGCUGUGCUUUUACUGUGGCCUGGCUCAGUCCUCCUUCCUGGACAGCUUUAUUUCAUUCCCAGCAGCGCACACUCCCCAGGAGCAGGAGAGGAGCUCCAAUCCAUGCUGUUUGCUGAGUCCGCCUCCACCGCCGCUCUUCCCUCCACCCCCUUCACUUUGGCGCCGCUCCACUCAUGACGGUGAAUCUAAGUCUGGACCUGAAGACAAAAGCUCCCCCUGUGUCCGAGGACCACCUGGGCCCGUUGGCCCGCCUGGACCUCAGGGUCCACCAGGAUUACCGGGCAUUGGAGGAUCCAAGGGAGAAAAGGGAGAAAUCGGAAGACCUGGACAAAAGGGUCGAGCGGGUCCUCCUGGACUUCCUGGGAAGCAGGGAGCCGUUGGAUGGCCAGGACCAAGUGGGCCCAAAGGGGCGAAAGGUGACCCAGGCCUGAUGGGUUUACCUGGAGGUAGAGGACCAAUUGGACCAAGGGGUUUACCUGGGUACAAAGGAGAAAAGGGUUCAAGAGGAGAGCAUGGUGAGAAUGGCCUAAAAGGUGACAAAGGGGCAAUCGGUUUCCCUGGAAUGCUUGGACAGAAAGGUGAAAUGGGUCCAAAAGGAGAGCCUGGUGUCUCAGGAACCAGAGGACCCACCGGUCGACCAGGGAAGAGAGGGAAACAGGGCUCAAAAGGAGACUCAGGCAGUGUUGGCCCAAGAGGACCGUUGGGUCCACAGGGAACUCCAGGACUUCCUGGUCCUCCUGGUUCUACCGCGACAGGACUUUACAUGGUUGGUACCAAAGGUACCCGAGGACCACCUGGACCACCUGGAAAGUGUAGCUGCAGCUCACUAAGUGCUCCUCUUUUGGAAGAUAAUCAAUCCAGAGGAAACUCUCUCAAAGUACCAGCGAUAUUCGUGGUGAGUAACGACGAGGAACUGGAGGGUCUUCAGGCGGAGAACGCUUUUGCAUUCCGCAAAGACCAGAGAGCUCUUUAUUUUAAAGACGGUAACAGCUGGUUUCCUGUUCAGACUUUCCCAUUCCAGAUGAUGGCGUUCCAGUCCAUGGAGAACCCGCCCGAUGAGGACGGUUACUGCGGCGACGGCAUCGUGCAGCGUUACAGCGGCGAGGAAUGUGACGACAGAAACAAAGUGGUCACUGACAGCUGCAUCAAAUGUAAACGUGCCUACUGUGGUGACGGUUACCGCCAUGAUGGUGCCGAGGAAUGUGACGGUAAAGACUUUGGCUACCAGACGUGUCAUUCCUAUCUGCCGGGGUCAUACGGUCAUCUCAAGUGCACGCCUUUCUGCGCCAUCGAUUCCACGAGCUGCAAGUACUUCACUUGAGCCAAUUUGCACCCGGAUUUCUUGAACUGGGGACUCAAACUGGGAAUAUGUUUCAUGGCAAAAAGAAAAGCAGCAGAUGAACAAGAAAACUGCUGUGUACAUAAGAAAGAAGCCCUCAGAGCGUUGUUGUUAUGCGGAGAGGAAACUUUUGAACCCACACAUCGGAAACACAAGGACAGCUGCACUUCGUCUUAAGCGGCCGGAUUUAAGCCUGGCCUUCCUCAUUAUGCCUGAACGGACCCCGAUUGGGUGCAGCGGCAGCCGCGCCAACCAAGUCCCCGCGGGAGACCUCACUAUUAUCGUAAGAAAGAAGAAAAGUACUGCAGGAGCUGCUCCUCCUCGGCAUCUGCAUGAGGCAUGAAUCUCUUUACCUCUUAGUGCCAACACAAGCUUUUCUACUCUUAAUCUGACGGUGACGAAUCACUGUCUUUUUCUUUGAGAUUCCAGUCAGGCCAGUGUGGUGCUUCUCUACUUGACACACACAUUUGGACAACAAUAUCCAACAACUCAGGAACACAAAGCAACCCCUUCCCAUAAUGCACCCUUAAUGAUAUGUGAAGGCUUGAAACUGUUAUGUCCUUAAAGCUCUCAGUGAAGCUUAGGCCAGGCUGCUAAAUAGACAACCAAACUGUUCUAUGGUCCUAACUCUGUACUCUAUUACCUCCAGUCCUUCUGUCUUACAGUAGUCAACGUAGACGUUGAAAGAAUUAGUCCACAUAAGCUACAGUUAAGCCAAGGGAGAUCUCUCCUUGCUACGUGUCAAAUGUACAACAAUCAAGAAGACUGUUAUAUCUUGUGUCCGCAUGUUCGUGCUAAUAAUGUACUGUUAGGGGGAAAAAAUCGAGUAAAAGUAGGUCCUCGUCAGGCGUCUUAAAAGGUAGAGGUGUGAAAUACUGUAGGAUAAAAAUACAACAAUUGGGACUGUGCUCAAUGUUUCUUGUGACCUUUGACCCCCGUGCUGUAUACUGUAUGUGCAUGUAGUAACGCUGUAAGGUUAUAUAUAAGUAUGAGGAAUUCAACUGUGUCGUUACUCUAUGAUUUAUAUCCAUGUUCAAACAAUUCAAUAAAAGACUAAACAUA